Molecule: messenger RNA, 321 nt
Organism: Rotaria sp. Silwood2
Lineage: Eukaryota; Metazoa; Rotifera; Eurotatoria; Philodinida; Philodinidae
Source: the annotation of a GenBank genome assembly
AUGGAUCAAGUUAAACGACAAUUUACUUUUAGUCAAUCACCUGAACAAGCAAAAAAGAAAUUACGAAAUGAUUGUGAUCGAUCAAUAACUUGUAUUGAAAAUUUAGCUAAUGAAUUUUUCUAUGAAAUAUUUGAUUAUCUUAGUGGUUAUGAAAUAUAUAAAGGAUUUUCAAAUCUCAAUCAUUGUUUUCAACGACUUCUCAAUUCGUCAUCUCUUUUAUUUGAAAUUAAACUUACUAAUGCAACACAUGAUGAAACAUUGACGAAUAACUAUAGACAAUUUCUAUGUAGAGUAUGGGGUGUGGGUGUGUGGUUUGAAUAG